AUGUCAGUACGUGCAAAUGGCGACCAUGUCGCCCCAUCAAGAGAUGUCGAGGAUAUAACUCCGAGCAAGAAAACCAAGAAAAGAAAACACACUUCCGAGGACAAAGAAGCCUCGACAAAGAAGAAAAGACGGCGGACGGAAGAGGCAGAGGACGCGACAACGACACAGGAACCCCCUACACCAGAAGUGACAAAAAAGAAAAAGAAAAAGUCUAAGGAUAAAGACACACAAGCGUCGACGGCACAGCAAGACCUCGUGCUACCUGAUGCGCCGGACCAUGAAGAGGCACCAUCUACAGAAGUUCCGCCAUACGAAUCCGCGACGGCUGUUGAAGGUGGCGAUAGAGCAGACGUGGAACUUGAAGAGUCUCUGAAUCUGCUCGAGUCGGAAGAUCCUUCGUCCUUCUACUCGACUCGAAUAUCUCUCUAUCUUUCGAUACCUGCCAUCUCACUAGAGUCAGGCGGCUCCUCUCUACUCGCAACCCAUCUAGCACCGUUACUCCUCACUUACUUUCCUCCCGCUCGAGGCAUAGUUCUCGGCUUCUCCGAUCCUGUUCUCUCUGCGAAGGCCAACAGCGGCAUAAACCUACCUCUCGUACCUCCGCGGGACGACAAAGUUCCGCCUCAAGCCGAGGUACUUGCGAAAACAGCGGAUGAAUAUGGUGUAUGCUGGGUGUGGCUUACUGCGACGUUGCUGGUAUUCCGACCAGAAACAGGCGAUGAUUUAUACGGAUGGACCAAUGUGACAUCCGAAGGGUUUGUGGGGUUGGUGAGCUACAACUACUUCCAGACAGCCGUAGAGAAAUCCAGAAUACCUGCGGCAUGGAAAUGGAAUGGUCCGACCAAAGAAGAAACGACCAAAAACAAAAAGAAGGGCAAGAAGGGCAAAUUGCGUGACGAGGUGGACCAUAGACAGGAUAGCGAAGGGCCUGAGGACGGAGAUACUGUGGCUGCACCAUAUCAAACCCGGAUCCAAGAUGACAGUGGAUAUUUUGCAGACGCCAGUGGCUCAAAGAUGCCAUCAACACUGGAAUUCCGGGUGGUUGACACCGAAGUGGUACCGGCACAUGACAGGACGAAAUGGUCUCUGCAGAUUGAUGGAACAUUACUUGAUGAGGAGACUGAGCAAGAAGUCCUGGCAGAAGAGCGCGCCAAGUUUGAGCGGACUCAGCAGCGCAGUCGGUCGCAGACACCAGGAGGAGACGCAUUCAUGGCAGGAGCUUUGGGUUUGAGUCGAGAAGACAGUGUUGCUUCGGGCCUGUCUGUACAGGCGCCUGUUCGGCAUCGGAGGGCAUAUUGA
Molecule: messenger RNA, 1299 nt
Organism: Exophiala xenobiotica
Lineage: Eukaryota; Fungi; Ascomycota; Eurotiomycetes; Chaetothyriales; Herpotrichiellaceae
Exons: 1
Coding region: 1-1299 (432 amino acids)
Biological process (GO): DNA-templated transcription initiation
Cellular component (GO): RNA polymerase I complex
Source: RefSeq, a predicted model, not a curated record